Solanum dulcamara is the source of this 663-nucleotide messenger RNA. RefSeq names its product kirola-like. The record is from RefSeq and is a predicted model, not a curated record. The transcript is spliced from 2 exons. Gene Ontology annotation, biological process: defense response. Bases 98 to 559 code for a protein of 153 amino acids. Lineage: Eukaryota; Viridiplantae; Streptophyta; Magnoliopsida; Solanales; Solanaceae.
AUAUAGCCUAGAAUGAUCUAGCUCUUCUUGUACUCCACUAUAUUUUCCCUAGUAAGCAAUAUUCUUGAUCCCUAGCUCAUUAAUUAGUUCCAAAGAGAUGGGUCUAAAGUCCAAAUUAUGUGUCCAAAUAGAAGUGAAGGCUAAAAAUGAUGUGUUUCAUGAUGCCUUUAGGCACAAACCACAUCAUGUCUCCACCAUGUGCCCUGUCCAUGUACAAGGCUGUGAGUGUCUUGAAGGAGACUUUGGAACUGUUGGCUCCAAAAUUUGUUGGAAGUAUACCCAUGAUGGGAAAGAGAAGAUUUCGAAGCAGAUAAUUGAAUCUAUAGAUGAAGAGAAAAAGAUAAUUACAUUCAAAGAAUUUGAAGGAGAUAUAGUGAAAGAAUAUGAGAAUUGGAAGGUAAGUCUCCAUGUUGAUGAAGAAGGUGAAAAGGAUUUAGUCAGCUGGACUAUGGAAUAUGAAAGGCCAAAUGAAAAUGUCCCUGAGCUAACAAAUUUGCUGCAGUUUUUUAUUGAUAUGACCAAAGUUAUUGAUGAUCACCAUGUCAACAAGCCAAAUUGACAAUAUAAAGAACUAUAUGGGUUUGUGCUUUGAAAUAAACACUUGACAUUAUGUUAUGUUAUGUAUAAUAGAAUGUCAAGAAAUGUGUGUUUUUUCUGUCUCAA